Messenger RNA from Pocillopora verrucosa, 3375 nucleotides. RefSeq names its product bcl-2 homologous antagonist/killer-like. Lineage: Eukaryota; Metazoa; Cnidaria; Anthozoa; Scleractinia; Pocilloporidae. Gene Ontology annotation, cellular component: mitochondrial outer membrane. Gene Ontology annotation, molecular function: protein homodimerization activity; protein heterodimerization activity. The record is from RefSeq and is a predicted model, not a curated record. Gene Ontology annotation, biological process: intrinsic apoptotic signaling pathway in response to DNA damage; extrinsic apoptotic signaling pathway in absence of ligand; regulation of apoptotic process.
UUGGUAGUGUGGGAAAAAUGGCUUCAGGUGGAGGAGACUCUGGUGAAAAUAAUCAGGAUAUUCCGCCUAACGAGGACGAAAGAACUGUAUUCCAAGAUACUGAAGGGAUUUUCAGACAUUUUAUGUUCCAACGCUAUCAGGAUGAGACACAAAGAGGAGAAGAACAUGGUGAAAUGGACAGUCCUUCGGCCAGCGCACGUCCAGACGCGCUGGAAGAAUUGCGUUCUUGCAAUGACAUCCAUCCAUUUUCACAGCAUGUACCAGUUAUCGGUAGACGCCUCGGAGAGAUAGGCGAUGAAAUAGAUGCUAAAUACAAAGAUCAAUUCAAGGAUAUGAUAGACUCAUUAAGCCUAACGCCAGCAACGGCCUACGAGACAUUUGCCGCAGUCGCUCGGAGGUUGUUUCGUACAGGUAUAAACUGGGGAAGAGUGGUUGCUCUUCUUUGCUUUGGCUACGAAAUUGCCGUGACUGUCAUACGCAGAGGUUUUAGUGGUAGUUUUCUACGUAGAAUCAUACGAUUUGUGGUGGAUUUUAUCUUCAAAGAGCGGAUCGCUCGCUGGAUUGCUCAGCAUGGAGGAUGGAGAGCUGUGAUGGAUUUUCGCCUGUCAGAACCCAGCUGGUACACAGUUGGUAUUGUGCUUUUGUUAGGAACCAUGGCUGUUUUCUUGGCCACUCGGAAAACAUGAUGUAAUUUCUAAAUAAUAAUGAUAUUAUUUUUAUUUCUAAAAUUAUGCCAAAUAAUUUGUGUCUCUUAAUUUUCACUUUAAACAAUGGUUUAACAUCUGGAAUAGUCUGUUUAUAAGGGAGUCAAGAUUUUCCAACAGUUUUCUAUUUAUGUGAUUUUCAUAUAAAGAAAGGUGGACUUAGAAGUUUCACAAACCUUUGUGGAUGAUUCAGCUGUGAAGAUGGAAGCAAUAAGAAGCAUCCUUCACAGCUGUAGUCCUUAGCCACAUUUACUUGUAUUUUAGCAUCCUUAGGGACAUCAAAGUGCAAUUUCAAAAGGAGAGGAUGAAAAUGUAAUUGCCUGCUAAACUUCCUGCUACUAAGAAUAUUGUUUCUUUAUUGAAUGACUUUUUUUCAGUCAGUCUGAAAUCUCAGAAAGUUGUCAACAGAGCAGUGACAAAGCAAUCCAAUCUUGUCAUUGUAGCUGAGACAUGUGUUUUAGUUCCUUUUUACUCAUUGCUUUACUUGCUCCAGAACCUGGAGAUCGAUACUGAUGACAUGGGUGGUGAUUGGUUUUGGGGGCUUAAUAGACUGUUGAAAUGUCAUCCGUUAGCUCAUAAGAUGUGGGAUGAUGAGAAAUCUUUGACUGAAGUUUUUGUAAGUUGGUUCAUGAAAUACGACUUUUUGGAAAGAUGUUCUGUGAAACUGUUAUCAAUGUUCUUCAAUGUCCUUUGUAUCGAUAAUAAUACUAACUGUGGAGAUAAUAAUUUUGAGAAAAAACUUUGAUCACAGGGAUAGAAAAUUUUGAUAUUUGUGGAUUCUAUUGUAUCCCACACCCUCCUCGCGUAAUAACAAACAAUUUUUUGAGACAUGUUUAUAUUGAAGUGAUAUCCAAAAUUAAAAGGGGGUGUGGGAGGGGGCUGAGACCUUUCUUUUAGCUUUGAUUCGAUGCAUAGUUUGGUAAUUACUGGUAAUCCAAGGUAGCUUGAUUUUUGUCAAGGUAAUUGAGUUUAAUAGGCCUCUCCACAAUAAUGACAUUGUUGUAAGGAAGCAAGAGGAACAAAAAAAGAAAUGAUGUAUUGAGUUCUAUAAAAACAGGAUUUUAUUUGAUAACAGCUUCUUGGGAUCAUCAGCACAAUCUUGAAUGGCUGAAUUGCAAAGGAAUACACUCAGAAAACUCAGAUCCUUAUAGGAAUUAAUUCUAACUUACCUUCUCCUUUGCUUUUUACCUCCCAUGCAUUGUAAAUAGGCUAAGCCAAAUGACAAUCUCUGCUCUUGCUUUUGUGUAAAUAGUAUUUGUAUUCUCAAUUAGUAGCUCAAAGCUGAACCCUUAGAAGCGUCACUUGGUUUCUACAGGCUCUUGUUGUAGAAACCUGGGUUGCUUAGCUCAUUUCCAUAAAAGAAAAGUUAUACAUGUUGCUUUAAGACAAUAGUUGCCAUUGACAGCUGAGUCCUGCUAGACCACAAACUUGUGACUGUUUGCAUCGAUAAUUGAGAGCAGUAAAUUAAUCUUAGUUGGUUUCCAUUUCAAGAGUGGGCUACAUGUAGGCUAUAAUGUUCUUGGUAAUGUUCCCAAAAUGAUCUUGAAAGUUCAAACUAACAGUUGAAAUAAUCAAAGUGUUUCUUUGAUCACUUAAGGCUGAACUGAAAAUAAGUGUUUAUUGUCUGAUUUCUGAUUGAAUGUCCAAAACAAUCUUAACCAUGUGCUCACUUAACAGAAUUUUCACCAAAUUUUAGUACAAUAGAGAGCAAGGAAAAAAUUUCUUAUUUUGGUAACAACAACAUCAUUCCAAAAUAAAGAACAAAAAGCUUAAUAACAUAAGAAAUUGUUUCUGGCCCAGUUUUUUGGGCUGAAACUACCCAAAAUUGUGUAAGUGACCUAGUCCUGUUCAGGCUUUCAGUAUUUUCCCUGAGUUUUUACUCUUCACCAUUUCUUGAAAGAAACCUGCCGGACAGUGCUAAAUUCAAAUGAUAUCAAAGAUGUUGAUGAUUUCUAAAAUCCCUGCCAGGGCUUUUGUUGAAAGAACAGACUGUUGACAAUCUUGGUGCUUUUGCAUGAUCACAUGAUUGAAUGAAAUAUGAAUUAUUUAUUGAAACUCUUGAUCAAAAUGUAAAUGUUACUGUCUUGAGUUAAUUAUAUUUGCACACUAGUGUGAGUAUCAGUUGAAAAGAAAUUUAAAUUUAGGGCCUCAUUCAUAUCUGUUUUGCACUUUUCUGAAAUUUCUGAACUCACAAAUUGAGCAGAUUUUGUGGUUAUCUGGUGUGGAGACUUCCAUUGAAAACAAAGCAAAAAUCGAAAGCAAAAUCAGCAUCAGUUGUAAAGCUUAUUAUUCUUAAAUUAUGAUUUUCAACCCAAAACAAAUUGAAGUUUUAGAUUAUCAAUUUUAAUUUUCAGUGUGCAAUUCAGGGGUACAAUUUUUUCUAUGAAUUGUUUUGUAACUUGCAACUAUGUAAGGUUCAGAAUCAUGUCUUUUUUUCAUGCAAUUUAUUUUUAUUUUUUCACUCCUUUCUUGCUUAUACUAAUAAAAAAAAAAGUAAGAUUAGUUUGAGGAGCUCAAAGCUGGAAAAGUUAUUGCUGUAAUUACUAAAUAAAGCCUUGCUUUGUACUUGUCUUCAGUAUGAUUUCUUUGUAUUUGUGUGUUAACUUCUACAGCUGUAUUAAGUCAGGUGUUAAUAUUCACAGCUCAUGCACAUCUGGGAUGGAUAUUAUUG